Molecule: messenger RNA, 690 nt
Organism: Cantharellus anzutake
Lineage: Eukaryota; Fungi; Basidiomycota; Agaricomycetes; Cantharellales; Hydnaceae
Exons: 4
Coding region: 1-690 (229 amino acids)
Source: RefSeq, a predicted model, not a curated record
AUGGCGGGUGUUGACUCUGACAGAAUAUCCAUUGCGUCUAAACGUUCGAUAGCAAGCGUUGCUUCGAAAUUUUCAACCCUCUGGUCAAAGGUCCCACGCUCUUCCAGGAAAAUACCAUUACCGCUCGCCGUUAUAUGUUCCUACAUCGAGACUACUCCCAAUGCCCAGUUAUCCCCCAUCAAAGAAUUGAUCGUUUACAAAGAAGAGAAAGGUGUCCAGCACGAGUUCCUACUUUUGCGGCUGGCGAGACCUACUGGAGAAGAUUUUUGGGUGCGUUUGGAGAGAAGACGGUCGGUGGGCACUUUCGGUAACCUGAUAUCGAGUGGAUUGGAAGCAAACGACAUGGCAAGUCUUUCUGGGAAAAGAGCCGCUCUGUUGGGUAGCACGAAGAGUGUCGAGAAGACGGGGAUCAUUUUUCGCGACCCGCCUUCGCUAACGGACUUGCUUCGUGUCCUUGAGGCACUUAGGGAGUCAUCAAAAUUCUAUAAAGUCUGGCCGGAUCACGGUGGCGAGUUGGGAAGCAUAUCACCGCCUGGGUCCCCAGCAUUCGAAUCUCCCAUCGAUGAGCUUGAAAUUGAGCACGAGCCUAGUCAGGUCUCUUCGUCGGUCAGAAUCUCAAAUGCUCCUAUCGCAGGACGCCUAUUCCAGUGUAAGACAAAUUUCUUUGCACAGAUUUAUGCCUCCGCCUGA